UGCCUUCUGUUGCUUUGGAAAAUAAGUUGACCCCUUCCUCUUUGUGGCAGCCUAGCCGACUCCUUUACGGCCACCGCUUGCUAUGCAGCGGAGGAGCUCAAAGGGUCGCCGCGCUCCUCAGGGACGUUCACCAGCCCUUUGCGCUCGCCCGCCCCGCGCUCCGCCUUCCAUGGAGGGGAAGGACGAUGGCGGCGAGGAUUGCGUGGCCGCAUUUCCGGGGGUUGCUGGCCCACCGCUCCUGCCGCAGUCCCCGGUCCCUGCUGCAGGCCAGGCCGACUAUGGCGAGCCCGUCGCCUAGCCGGCUGAGAAGUACCGGCCCAGGCUUCGCCACUGGGGCUGCUUCCCUGGCGCGCUCUGGAGGCUUCGUGGGAGGCCGCUGGCUCCAGGCGGCAGCCACUUUCCCCGUGCGGGACCCGGCCACCGGCACGGAACUCCUCCAGGUAGCGGACUGCGGUGUGGCGGAGACGGAGGCCGCGGUGAAGGCCGCCUACGAAGCCGGCGCAGCUUGGAGCGCAGCUUCUGCCAAGGAUAGAGCGGUUUUGCUUCGUAAAUGGUAUGAUUUGAUGAUAGAGAAUAAAGAUGAGCUUGCAAGGAUCAUUACAGCAGAAAAUGGAAAACCACUGAAGGAAGCCGAAGGGGAAAUCUUGUAUUCAGCUUCUUUCUUGGAAUGGUUUGCUGAAGAAGCCCGGCGUAUUUAUGGUGAUAUUAUUCCACCUUCAGCAAAAAACAGGAGAGUCCUUGUUUUGAAGCAGCCUGUGGGAGUUGCAGCCAUCAUUACACCUUGGAAUUUUCCAAGCGCUAUGAUUACCCGGAAAGUAGGUGCUGCUUUGGCAGCUGGCUGUACAGUAGUAGUGAAGCCAGCUGAAGACACACCUUUAUCUGCCUUAGCACUAGCCGAGCUUGCAAAUCAGGCUGGAAUUCCUGCCGGAGUAUAUAAUGUUGUUCCAUGUUCCAGACAACAGGCAGCAGCUGUUGGAGAGGUGCUUUGUACUCAUCCCUUGGUAGCCAAAAUCUCAUUUACUGGCUCAACAACUACAGGAAAGGUAUUGCUACACCAUGCUGCUGGCACGAUAAAGCGGGUUUCCAUGGAGCUCGGAGGACAUGCUCCUUUCAUAGUCUUUGACAGUGCUGACGUAGACAAAGCAGUUGCUGGAGCUUUAAUUUCUAAAUACAGAAAUUCAGGGCAGACCUGUGUAUGCGCAAACCGCUUCUUGGUGCAGAAAGGAAUCCAUGAUGAAUUUGUCAAGAAGUUUGCCCAAGCCAUUGAGAAGGAACUAUGUAUUGGCCAUGGAUUUGAUGAAGGGACUACCCAAGGGCCAUUAAUUAAUGAAAGAGCAGUAGAAAAAGUUGAAAGUCACAUUGAUGACGCAGUGUCCCAAGGUGCAUCCAUAAUUACCGGAGGAAAAAGGCACAGUUAUGGGAAAAAUUUCUUUGAGCCAACUCUGCUUUGCAAUGUGUCAACAAAUAUGUUAUGUACACAAGAGGAGACUUUUGGGCCUUUGGCUCCAGUUAUCAAAUUUGAUACAGAGGAGGAAGCACUCGCCAUUGCAAAUUCAGCCAAUGUGGGUUUAGCAGGCUAUUUCUAUUCUCAAGACCCAGGCCAGAUUUGGAGAGUAGCUGAGAAGCUGGAAGUUGGAAUGGUCGGCGUUAACGAAGGGAUUAUAUCUUCUGUGGAGUGUCCAUUUGGUGGGGUCAAACAAUCCGGGCUAGGAAGAGAAGGUUCUAAAUACGGUAUUGAUGAGUACUUAGAAAUAAAAUAUGUUUGUUUGGGAGGUUUACAAUAGCCGUUGUUAGCACAAUAGACAAACUAGGACUAUAGUUUUGGCCUUUCGUUGGCUUUCCUUAGCAAGCUAACUUGGAUUUUUUUUUUCGCUUUUCCUAAAAUAACUGUGAUCAGGUUUACGUGUAGCAAUGUCUGUACUUGAAAUUAUGUCAGUACAUAUAAAACAGUUCUUCAUAUUUACAUUGUGAUCACAAAUGUUAGUAUUAUCUAUCUUGGUCCUAAUGUGGAAACAAAUCCUAAGUGCUGUUGACCUUUGGAAGAAUUUGGAAGACCGUAUUAAUAUUUUUGGAACAAAUAGGGCAGCAUUGCUACUAAUUUUUUCUCAUAUGUGCAGUGCUUUUUUUCAAAAAAAAAAAAAAAAAAAAAGGUGCC
Messenger RNA from Crotalus tigris (Tiger rattlesnake), 2155 nucleotides. RefSeq names its product aldehyde dehydrogenase 5 family member A1 (gene ALDH5A1). Gene Ontology annotation, biological process: GABA catabolic process. The coding region runs from base 186 to 1784 and encodes 532 amino acids. The record is from RefSeq and is a predicted model, not a curated record. Lineage: Eukaryota; Metazoa; Chordata; Lepidosauria; Squamata; Viperidae. The transcript is spliced from 10 exons. Gene Ontology annotation, molecular function: succinate-semialdehyde dehydrogenase (NAD+) activity.